AUGCUGGCGGCGCUGCAGGCGCGGCUCGGGUGGGCGCGCCUGGCGCUCCGCGGGGCCACGCUGGGCCGCGCCCCGGGGCCGUCGUGCUGGAGCUGCGGCGCUCCGCUCCCCAGCAGCGAUGGGCCGCCCCACUUCUGCCCCGGCUGCCAGGCUCUGCAGCCGCCGGCGCCGCGGCCUGACCUUUUCCGCCUGAUGGACUGCGACCGCUCCUUCCGCGUCGACCCGGGGCAGCUGCAGCGGCGGUUCCGGAGCCUGCAGCGCGCCGUGCACCCCGACCGCUUCGGCAAGAGGCCGCCGAAAGAGCAGCACUACUCUGAGCAACACUCUUCCCUGAUCAACAAGGCCUACCAGACUCUGCUGAACCCUCUGAGCCGAGGCCUCUAUCUACUGGAGCUGAAGGGAGUGGAGCCAGCAAAAGAGACAGACUGUGAUGCAGACUCGGCGUUCCUUAUGGAAGUCAUGGAAAUUAAUGAGAAAUUAGCAGAGUCCAAAAACAAGGACCUCGAAGAAGUUGAAACUUCCAUUAAAGUUAAACAAGAAGAACUGACCAGAGAGGUGACUGCAGCUUUUGAAAGAGAUGAUCUUCAAGAGGCCAAGAAGCUGCUAGGAAAAAUGAAGUAUUUUGCCAACUUAGAAGAUAAACUAAAGGCCAAGAAGAUCCCUUCCUGAUGUUGCCUUGUUAGCUAUUCAGAGUUAGUGCUAUUUUCAAUUAAACAAAUGGUUCUAUUAGCAAAAUCAGA
Messenger RNA from Zonotrichia leucophrys gambelii, 740 nucleotides. RefSeq names its product HscB mitochondrial iron-sulfur cluster cochaperone (gene HSCB). Gene Ontology annotation, molecular function: protein-folding chaperone binding; ATPase activator activity. The coding region runs from base 1 to 669 and encodes 222 amino acids. The record is from RefSeq and is a predicted model, not a curated record. NCBI's taxonomy places the organism in Eukaryota, Metazoa, Chordata, Aves, Passeriformes, Passerellidae. The transcript has 6 exons. Gene Ontology annotation, biological process: protein complex oligomerization; [2Fe-2S] cluster assembly. Gene Ontology annotation, cellular component: mitochondrion.